AUGGUCACCACACGGAACGGGAAGCGCACAGCCGCCGAGGCCCCCGCCGCAGCUGCGGACACCAAGAAGCAGAAGCUUCCAGUCCGGGCAAAGGAGGGCAAGGCGGCCGCCAGCAAGAAGGAUGAGACCAGCCGUUCGUUGUCAUCAUCAUCAUCAUCAAAAAAGAGGUCCUCCUUUGUCGUGGAGUUGAAAUCGGCAGCCGGCACGGCUACGGGCGCGCAGGACGUCAAGGAGAAGCAGGUUAUCACAGGCGCCGAGCAGCCCGCGCCCAGGACGGACGACGAGGAGAUUGGGGAUUCUGACGCCUCGCCCGAGUCGGUCGGCGAUGAUGCGCACGAGGCGGCAGAGGCCAAGACGGCGCUCGUUGCCGAGGGAGGAGGCGACGGCGACGACGAUUCCGACUCGGAUGCGGCGCCCGAGGCUGUUUCUACGUCCAAGGCUGCCGUGCAGGCCAAGAAGUCUGCGCAGGCUGCCAACAAGGCCAUUGCGGAACAACAAGCCAACCAGAAGCGCAAGCGCCAAGAGCGCAACGCCCGGCUCCAAGAACAGGCCGCGGCGCGCAAGGCUCAAGAGGACGAGGCGCCGGCGGAGAAGUCGAGUGAGGAGGAGGAGGGCGACGAGGAGACGGCCGGGACCCCGGCGCGGGAGGCCACCACCACAGGACGCCGGAAGAGGCUGGAUCUCCCUUCGGAGCUCCCGGCCGAGUUCCUUGAGUCCGACUCGGAGGAGGACGGCGAAAGCGAGGACGGGGCGGGGGAUCGCAAGCCCCGCAAGGCACGGAAGCUCGAGACGGCGGAGGCGCAGCUCCUGCGCGAGGCCCGCGCGCCUAGAGACGAGGUCGUCGGCACGACCGUGUUCCGAACCGUCAAGAAGGAGGAUGAGAGGCUGGCGCCCAAGGCGCAGAAGUAUUCCGUCAAUGCGAAGAAGGCGUUGUUGGCUCGCGGUAGGGCGCCGGUGAAGGCGCGCAGGGGGUUUUUGGUUUAG
Messenger RNA from Colletotrichum godetiae, 984 nucleotides. RefSeq lists its product as uncharacterized. The transcript has 2 exons. The record is from RefSeq and is a predicted model, not a curated record. Gene Ontology annotation, biological process: rRNA processing. Lineage: Eukaryota; Fungi; Ascomycota; Sordariomycetes; Glomerellales; Glomerellaceae. The coding region runs from base 1 to 984 and encodes 327 amino acids. Gene Ontology annotation, molecular function: snoRNA binding.